Molecule: messenger RNA, 2718 nt
Organism: Condylura cristata (star-nosed mole)
Lineage: Eukaryota; Metazoa; Chordata; Mammalia; Eulipotyphla; Talpidae
Gene: GCFC2
Product: GC-rich sequence DNA-binding factor 2
Exons: 17
Coding region: 1-2349 (782 amino acids)
Biological process (GO): mRNA splicing, via spliceosome
Cellular component (GO): nucleus
Molecular function (GO): DNA binding
Source: RefSeq, a predicted model, not a curated record
AUGGCUCACCGGCCGAAAAGGACUUUCCGGCAACGCAGAGCGGAUUCUAGUGACAGCGACGGUUCCCAGGAGCCACCUGCCGAAGGCGGCGCCGCAGGGGAGCAGGCGUCCCCAAGCUUUGCGGAAGAGGAGUCACCCCUGGGAGGACGCUGCGCGACGGUGACAGAACGGCCACUUAGGGCCCGGGGCUCUCGGGGCCGCGGCCGGGUGUGGGCCAGUUCCCGGCGCAGCAAGGAAGCGGCUCCCCACGCGGACGCUGGCGGCCCAGAAUCCAGAAUGGUUGCUCUUUCAAAAACCAAAGAGGAUGGAGCUCAUCAUUCCUCAGAAAAUAAUGAACAUCAGAGUUCAUCUUCUGACAGUUCUCUCUCUCAGGAAGAAGAAUUUUCAUCAAUAGUAAAUAUACCUGAUGCAGCUUUUAUUCAGUCAGCCCGUAGAAAGCGUGAAUUGGCCAGGGCACAAAAAAACUACAUUUCUUUAGAGGUAAAACAUCUCUCUACCAUUUCUGGGAUGAAGAAAAACAGUGAUGAAGAUCCUGAGAAUGAGCCUGAUGACCAUGAAAAGAGAAUACCAUUUACCCCCAAACCGCAAACACUCAGACAAAGAAUGGCUGAAGAAACAACAACCAGAAAUGAAGAAACAAGUGAAGAAAGUCAAGAUGAAAAUCAAGAUAUUUGGGAACAGCAGCAAAUGAGAAAAGCAGUUAAAAUCACAGAAGGACGAGACAUAGAUCUUUCCUGUAGCAAUGAAUCUCAGAGAAUGAAGAAAUUUGAUACUUCCAUUUCAUUUCCACCAGUAAAUUUAGAAAUUAUAAAGAAGCAAUUAAAUACCAGAUUAACACUACUACAGGAUACUCAUCGCUCACACCUGAGGGAAUAUGAAAAGUACACAGAAGAUAUCAAAAGCCUAAAGAAUACCAUCCAUAACCUUGAGGAUUCAUCAAAUCAAGCUUUAAAUUUUAAAUUCUAUAAAAAUAUGAAAGUUUAUGUGGAAAAUUUAAUUGACUGCCUUAAUGAAAAGAUUAUCAGCAUCCAAGAAAUAGAAUCAUCCAUGCAGUCACUCCUUUUAAAACAAGCUAUGACAUUUAUGAAACGCAGACGAGAUGAAUUAAAACAUGAAUCAACGUAUUUACAACAAUUAUCACGCAAAGCUGAGACAUCAACAAAUGGAAGCUUGGCUACAGAUGAAGAAACUCAAUCGAUUAUAGAAGAGAUUGAAUCUCGAAGAGCACAAAGAAGACAAGCAAGAACACUUUCUGGAAAUUGUGGGCAUCAAGAAGGGAUGUCUAGUGAUGAUGAAUCAUCUUCAGCAGACUUGACUAACUUCCAGAAAAGCCAAGGUGAUAUUUUACAGAAUCAUAAGAAGAUAUUUGAAGAUGUGCAUGAUGAUUUUUGUAACAUCCAGAAUAUAUUGUUGAAAUUUCAGCAAUGGCGAGAAAAAUUUCCGGAUUCUUAUUAUGAAGCUUUCAUUAGUUUCUGUAUACCAAAGCUUUUAAAUCCCCUAAUUCGAGUUCAGCUAAUUGACUGGAAUCCUCUUAAGUCUGAUUCCAUAGGUUUAAAACAGAUGCCAUGGUUCACAUCUAUAGAAAAAUUUAUGGAGAAAAGUAUGGAAAAUUCAAAGAAGGAAGAUAAUUCUGAUAAGAAAAUCUUGUCUCUUGUUAUCAGCAAAACAGUUAUUCCUCGAUUUACAGACUUUGUGGAACUCAUUUGGGAUCCGUUGUCGACAUCACAAACAGAAAGUUUAAUAAUGCACUGCAGAAUGAUUCUUGAGGAGAAUUCUACAUGUCAAAAUGAAGUUAAUAAAAGCAAACAGGAUUUAUUUAAAUCCAUCAUAUCAAGAAUGAAGAAGGCAAUAGAAGAUGAUGUUUUUAUUCCUCUGUAUCCAAAGAGUACUAUAGAAGACAAAACAUCUCCACACUCAAAGUUCCAAGAAAGACAGUUCUGGUCAGGUUUAAAGCUCUUCCACAAUAUUCUUCUUUGGAAUGGACUCCUCCCAGAUGACACCUUGCAGGACCUUGGGCUAGAGAGGCUGCUGAAUCGUUACCUUAUUAUAGCUCUUCGUAAUGCCAUACCUGGACCAGAUGUUGUUAAAAAGUGCAGCCAAGUAGCAGCCUAUUUACCAGAAAAAUGGUUUAAAAAUUCUUCCAUGAAAACAUCUAUUCCCCAGCUAGAAAAUUUCAUCCAGUUUUUAUUGCAGUCUGCACAUACAUUAUCUAAAAGUGAACUCAGGGAUGAAGAUGAAGUCAAAGAGAUAAUUCUUAUUCUGGUAAAAUUAAAAGCUCUGAAUCAAGCAGAAUCCUUCAUUGAAGAACAUCACCUAGACCAUCUUAAGUCAGUAUUUAUAGACACUUAAAUAAGCUAUAGGAAAAACAAUAAAAUGAGAUUUUAAAUAGUCACACUUCAUUCCUUGCUUAAGGAGAAUUAAGAAUUUUGGCCUUUCACUCUACCAUCUGCUUCUACAGUGUUCAUAAGAAUUAAGCACACAGGUACAGUGAGAUUUAUGUAUUUCCUAUUUGUGCCUUUUGAUAAUUGUAAGAACUUUGUAUUUUAAGGAUAUUUUUCCUGUCCUCUAAUUUUUGUAUAUGUUAUUUGUGAGGCAAUUAAUACUCUUGCAACAGAUUUUCUCAUUGGUUAGUAGUCAGACAAAAAGUAGGAUUUUAAAUAUUCAGAUGAUUUAUUUUGUGAUAAAAUUUUUUAAGAGUUACACAUAGAGGAAAGAGGG